Messenger RNA from Pangasianodon hypophthalmus (striped catfish), 4060 nucleotides. RefSeq names its product zinc finger protein 653 (gene znf653). The transcript has 10 exons. Gene Ontology annotation, biological process: regulation of transcription by RNA polymerase II. Gene Ontology annotation, molecular function: transcription coregulator activity. The coding region runs from base 140 to 2041 and encodes 633 amino acids. NCBI's taxonomy places the organism in Eukaryota, Metazoa, Chordata, Actinopteri, Siluriformes, Pangasiidae. The record is from RefSeq and is a predicted model, not a curated record. Gene Ontology annotation, cellular component: nucleus.
ACCAACAUGUUCGUGUGUGAACUGUAUUAUUUCAUAUUCUGCACAAAAAAAAUCCACUUCCUUUAAAGGUGUUUUCGUAUUUCCGCUCAGCUCAAAUCCCUUUAAGAAAAACCACAACAACUCAACAGCUGAUGUAAAGAUGGCGACUCUGUGCUCAGAAGUGACCGCUAGUCUGGCCUCGAAAGACCCGGGGAAUGAAAUUCAUGCUAUUUUACGGCGGUGCAGGGGUCGACCCAGGCUGUCAGACACAGACCGAGCUCGAAGACGACUCGAAUCCCGGAAAAAGUACGAUGUUAGACGAGUGUACCUCGGAGAAUCGCACAAGGUCUGGAGCGACCUGCGACAGAAAACCUGCAUGAGCGACGCCGGACUCGCCGAGUAUUUAAUCCUGCUGAACUCGGCUUACGGAGAAAGAUACCAGCAGAAAUACUGCGUGAAGAACUUUCCAGAACUGUGCAGAAAUCAGAAAAAAGGGAAGAAGGUGGCUGCCACGAGCUUACACAGCUUGGUGAGCUGGUAUCAGCAGCACUGCCAGAUGUGCUCUCAUGAGCCUGAGCUGCGGUCUGUAGAGCCAACGCUGGGCCUGUCCACUACUGUGGUCUGGCAGUGUGAUGCUGAACAUUCAUUCAUACAGCACAUUUCAUGGCCUGUGGGAGGCAGUAGCGAGUCUGAUGAGGAGGACAACAGUGGUGAUCCAGAGCCAAAGAAAAAGACAGCUGUCCAGACUACAGCAACAGCUGUGAGCAACCAAAGGACAUUGGCAGAUACUGAAGAUGAACUGGAGAGUGCCACAGCAGAGGUUUCUAAAGUGGCUCAACAGAUGUCCUGCACAGCUUUCAGUCAACUCCCAGAAUCCCACAGCGAAGCUGUCACAUCCUCACCCUCCCUGGGGGACCAGGUCAUGUGGGAAACGGAAGCAGAACGAGAACAGGAGCUGGCCAUGGCUGACUGUGAAAAUGAAGUGAGAGAUGACUUUUCUUUGGUGGAGGCAAGCGACUCAAAGUCUGAAGUUUUAGGUCAUCAUGGUCCUGGGACAGAUGGUUAUGAAUGCGUGGUGGUCACGGCGGCUUUGAUGGAAAAUCUGCAGGGACCGGACGGAGCCAGUAAUUUGACGGGGGACAUUGAAGAGAAUGGGGCCGGACCAAUUUCGGGAGGAAUGACCCACACGCCCACAGCCGCCACUCCAGUACAAGCAGAGCUCUAUGAAACACAGGCACUGCAGAGCAUGGUGGGAAGCUGUGAGCUACCAGACCAGCAUGCUACACUGCAGGGCUCACAGCUGAUCAUAAUCACAGGAUCCAGUUAUGAAGCGAUGACGUCUGAAGGCAUUCAGCUCAACGUGGGUGGCGGAGACGUCGAGGGGGUCACGUGCACCGUGAUAGAGGGGAUGUCUUACAAUCAGAUGUGCCAAUCAGAAGCAAUCAUCCAGAACAGCGUCUCACCUACAGAUACCAUGAUGGACCUGAGCGAGAAGCCGGCGUUGGAGCCUAGUGAAGAAUCACGCAGUCAGAAAGAUAUUCAGUGCUCUCUCAGCAGGUCUAAGAGAAGUCGUCAGGGUCCAGUUAUCGAGGCAGAUGGCAUGCUGAAAAUGUUCCACUGUCCGUAUGAGGGCUGCAGCCAGGUGUACGUGGCCCUCAGCAGCUACCAGAACCAUGUGAACCUGGUACACAGAAAAGGCAGGACAAAAGUGUGUCCCCACCCCGGUUGCGGGAAGAAGUUUUACCUAUCUAACCAUCUACAUCGGCAUAUGAUUAUUCACUCGGGAGUGCGAGACUUCAUCUGCGAGACAUGUGGCAAGUCUUUCAAACGCAAGAACCAUUUAGAGGUGCACAGGCGCACUCACACAGGAGAGACGCCAUUACAGUGUGAAAUCUGUGGCUAUCAGUGUCGUCAGCGGGCUUCCCUCAACUGGCACAUGAAGAAGCACACGUCGGAGGCACACUACAACUACACCUGCGAGCACUGCGGCAAGCGCUUCGAGAAACUUGACAGUGUCAAGUUCCACAAGCUCAAAAGCCACCCAGACAGACAGACCACUUGAAAGAGUGUGUGUAGAGAGGAGGAAAGAUGGAGAUAUAUAUAUAUAAUAUAAUGGGCUUCUGUUAACACCAGUUUUAUCUUGGCUUGUACUGUUUGUGGUCCGGGCACUGAGUAAGUGCACAAGGGGGGAGGAGAUAAUGAAACAAAGCAUGAAGGAAAGACCUAAAAAGAAUAGUGGUCUAAAGAGGCCAAUAGCAGCAGAAGUUAAACCUGUAUGUGUGAGGCAUAAUUAUUUUGUGUGCUGUGCUGGUCACAGCUUUCAUUCACCAGCUUUUGGUGUUGCAUGAUUCUUAAAUGUUUGUGUGUAUUGUUUACAAAGUGUUUAUGUUCACAUUCUACUCUAAAUCGUCAUCUUGAGCUUUAUAAAAUGUGUUUAAUUCAUGUGUUUAAACACAUUUUAUGUGUGAAAUUUUUUAUGAUGAACGUCUUUUAGGUGGAAUUAAGUGCACAGAAGGGGUAGAGUGUGGAAAUUGCCACUACAGAAUUUAUUCUGAAUUCUUUUAAGAAGUAUUGCAGCUGAGAAUGGUUAUUUUUCAACAUGUAACAGGUGAAUAUCUUUUUGUGUCAUAAAAUACAAGGGCCAAUUAUGUUCCACUGUGAUGGACUGACGUCUCAGCCAGGGUGCACCACCUUGUGCCCAGUGUUCCCAGGAUACGCUUCAGAUAGCAACACUUCAUCCUGGUUAGCAACAUUACUGAAGAUGAAUGAAUGUUCUAAUAUGCAUAUGCAGGUUAUUGCAACACCAGCUUACCAAUAGCAAAGAGUGGAAACUGAAAGAUUGGCUGUGUUUCACAUUUGUGGUUUUAUGGAAUCUGGAUUGACUACACAAGCACAACCUCAGAUCUGUUUUCAUUUUAAAGUGUACAGAAGCAUUUCAGCUGUUUAGGGCUGAACUAUUUAAAAUAGAUGCAAAUAUAUUGUCAAACUGAAAACGUUCCGUUUUAAUAGCCCUUAGUCUUCAGGAACUGAAGCAGUCUCAACAGAAGAGAAUGCUUGUUGACCUCCAUGUGUCAGGUAAUAGAUGUAAAAAAAAAUAGUGUCAUUAAGACAACAACUGAAAUCAGUUACAGUCAAAUGAGACCAAAAUUAAACUUUUUGGUCAUGAACACCAUCAGUAUAUCUGGGGGAAAAUAGAAGAAAAAGGGAAAAGUCACCAUAGCUGCUAUAAAUGUGGUGGCUCUUGGGGUUGUUGAAGAUUCCACCAAGUAUCAUAACAUUUGUUAUUCAUAACCUGGCUACCUCUGCCAGGCAGUUAAAGCCUGGCUUUAUAAGGGUCUUUAAGCUAGAUAAUGACCCCAAUCAUAUAUCCAAAUCCAAAAUCCACAGGAACACAGUGAGUUGCAGUGGUGACCUCAGUAUCUGAGAAUAGUCCACAUAUGCAAACUUAAGAAUAUAAAGACAUGUUCUGAAUGGAGGAUCUAAAAUCCAUCUACAAAUGUCUCCAAUCAUGUUUGCCAUUACAGGAAGAGGCUCAGAGCUGUUAUUCUUUCCAGGAAAGGUUUUAUGGAAUAUUAAUUUGUGGAAGUGCCAAUAAUUUGGAAAUCAUUGUUUUGCAGAAUAUGUAGUACUUUUUUUUUUUUUUUUUUUUUUUUUUUUUAAAUAAAUAUUAUGUUAUAAUAUAACCAUACAGUAUGUCUGUAUGUUUAAACUCACAAUGUCACUAAUUGCAUGUUCAUGUCAUACAGUUAUUGUUGUUGCUGUUCAUUAGGGGUGCCAAUAUUUGUGUAACAGUCUGACUACAUGUAGCUAUUCUGUUGAACUUUGCUUUUUAAUUAGUGACUGAAAGGCUUGACACACACAGCUGAGUGAAUUGUGGGAAUAUGUAGGACUUUUAUUGCAAUACUGUGUAACGGUGAAUGAAAGUAAGAGUCAGUCAGUGAGGUUGCAUUUGCUUUAUCAUAACUGAUCUUGUUUGUUCUUUUAUGAACCUGUAUUAUUUAUUAAUAUACUUCUUUGUAGAAUAGAUUUUUACAUGAGACUGUUAUCCAAUAUGUUUUUAAACAGAUUUAUUCAAUCUUCA